AUGGAGGAGCUGAUCCGCGAGGAUGCCCAACUUCUCACCAAGCCCAUGCGAGUCGCAAGGAUCAUCAAUGCCCCGCGCCUUCAGGGUAGAGACGGCUUCCCUGUGCUGCCCAUCGUUGCUGCUGCUCUGUACCGCCGCUUCGACGUCGUUGACGCGCUGCUGCCGCACUACGGAGCGAUAGGAAUGCAGUUUGACGCGUUCGUCAUGACCGUCUUGUCCGGGAGCAAGCGAGCUCGUCAGGCGCUCAAGGAGAUGCUAGGGGAGCAUCCUCACAUCCUCAGGGAGCUCUGUCCCAGCAGCGCUUUCAUCGGAGGUCGGCAAGCCACCCAUCCCCUUGCCUCGUCACGUGGGCCGACCGAGGACCUCAGGCUCGUCGGCUGCUCCCUUCUCGAGAUCGCCGCGAAGUUGCAGCUGACCGACACGGUACAGCUGCUCCUCCAGCUGGGCUCGACGCACACGCUAGUCUCUGCCCUGCAGGCUGGUGCGGUGGAAGAGCUACGGAGGAUCUUGCGACAAAGCCCAGCUGGAUUCAACCUUGUCAAUCGUCACUUUGACGGAAGGAGUGCGGCGGAGGCGAACAUCCAUAGCAUGACUCCGCUCAUGUACGCAGCCUGCAGGAACGACGUGGCGAUGGCACGCAUGCUGCUGGAGGAGGGAGCCGACAUCUUCGUCCAAAGGAGGGGGCAGAGCUCUACCUGCAUCAACUACGCGCAGAUCUAUGACCGGAACGUACAGCAGCGCUUCCCCAUGCUGCUGCUGCUCCUCGAGGAGUACAGGAGGAGGAGGAGGGCAGGGGAAUGUCCUCCGGACUGGAUCAACCUGAGGGAGAGGUGCAAUGAAUGGAUGGACAGCACGCACCCGGACGCAAAGAACCUCAUCGUCGAGUACGAGCUCGAUAUGGAUGAGGACGACAUUGAAGGCGUUGACGAGGUCGUCUCGGAGCUUGAGAGGCACUUGGUUGCAUCCUGGCUUGAGCCAUAUAGCCUCCACAUGGCGUGUAGCGACAUGGCCAUGUGUUUAGUCUUGAGAGGAGCGGGAGAGGAGCGCAAGAGGCUCCUGUGGAGGAGGAGAAGCGAGGAUUGA
Molecule: messenger RNA, 1083 nt
Organism: Guillardia theta CCMP2712
Lineage: Eukaryota; Cryptophyceae; Pyrenomonadales; Geminigeraceae
Exons: 1
Coding region: 1-1083 (360 amino acids)
Molecular function (GO): protein binding
Source: RefSeq, a predicted model, not a curated record